Messenger RNA from Photinus pyralis (common eastern firefly), 3770 nucleotides. It is a transcript of the gene IleRS, whose product is annotated as isoleucine--tRNA ligase, cytoplasmic. Gene Ontology annotation, molecular function: isoleucine-tRNA ligase activity; tRNA binding; ATP binding. Gene Ontology annotation, biological process: isoleucyl-tRNA aminoacylation. The transcript has 3 exons. The coding region runs from base 74 to 3730 and encodes 1218 amino acids. The record is from RefSeq and is a predicted model, not a curated record. Lineage: Eukaryota; Metazoa; Arthropoda; Insecta; Coleoptera; Lampyridae.
UCACUUGACACACGUUGAUUUCUUUCACUCGGUGAUCUAACCUGUGAUAUGUUUAAUUUUAUUGAGGAGAAAAAUGUACGAUUCUAAAUUACCGCAAGAAAUUCAGCGAGUGCCUGAAUCCAUCGAUUUUCCGGCCGAAGAAGAAAAGAUAUUAAAAUUAUGGGAAUCCCUGAACGUAUUUCAGACUUGUUUAAAACAAUCUAAAGGAAAACCCAGGUAUUCCUUCUACGAUGGCCCACCUUUUGCCACAGGUUUACCACAUUACGGUCACAUAUUAACAGGCACAAUCAAGGAUAUCGUGACAAGGUAUGCACAUCAGCAAGGAUAUCACGUGGAGCGUCGCUUCGGUUGGGACUGUCACGGUCUUCCGGUUGAGUUUGAAAUUGAUAAAACACUCGGCAUUAAAGGACCCGAAGAUGUGGCCAAAAUGGGAAUUGCAAACUAUAAUGCGGAAUGUCGCAAGAUUGUGACACGUUACGUCACCGAAUGGGAAACGAUUGUAAAUCGUAUGGGGCGAUGGAUAGACUUUAAAAACGAUUAUAAGACACUCUAUCCGUGGUAUAUGGAAUCAAUUUGGUGGGUGUUUCAGCAAUUGCACUUAAAAGGAUUGGUAUAUCAAGGUAAUAAAAUUAUGCCAUACUCCACUGCGUGUAAUACACCCCUCUCUAAUUUCGAAUCGGGUCAAAACUAUAAGGAUGUGGUCGAUCCGGCUGUCACAGUUACACUACCGAUAGUAAAUGACAAGGAUAAUGCUUCACUUUUGAUCUGGACUACGACACCCUGGACUUUACCUAGCAAUCUUGCAGCUUGCGUCAACGCUCAAAUGGAGUAUGUUCGCAUUAAAGAGAUCAGUUCAGGCCGUUACUUUAUUGUAAUGGAGGCAAGAGCAGCGUUUGUGUUCAAAGAGGGCGAUUAUGAAAUUGUGGAGCGGUUUCCUGGUAAAGCACUGGAGGGUCUCAUUUAUGUGCCAAUAUUUCCCUACUUUGAUUACAUGCGUAAGCAAGGUGCUUUUCGUGUGCUAGUCGACGAUUACGUCACUUCCGAAUCUGGUACAGGAGUUGUGCACCAAGCGGCGUACUUCGGCGAGGACGAUUAUCGCAUUUGCUUAGCCGCCGGUAUUAUUUCAAAAGAUCAAGAUCCAGUGUGUCCUAUUGAUCCCAGUGGUAGACUGACUAAGCCUGUUACUGAUUUUGAAGGGCAAUAUUUCAAAGAUGCGGACAAGAAUAUUAUCGCGCAUUUGAAGGUGGCGAAUCGGCUGUAUCAUCAGACCCAAGUUAAGCACAGCUAUCCCUUCUGUUGGCGAUCUGAAACGCCUUUAAUUUAUCGUGCAGUUCCGUCUUGGUUUAUCCGUGUGGAGCACAUGUCUGAUACUCUACAAAAGGCCAGCUCGGAAACUUACUGGGUGCCGGAUUUUGUCAAGGAGAAGCGGUUUGGUAAUUGGCUUCGAGAGGCCCGCGAUUGGGCAGUUAGCCGUAAUCGCUAUUGGGGAACACCUAUACCAAUUUGGAUCUCUCCGUCCGGAGAUGAAAUUCGAUGUGUUGGAAGUAUUCAAGAGCUGGAAAGCUUGACCGGGAAAAAGAUUACAGAUUUGCAUCGCGAAAACAUAGACCAUUUGGAGAUUCCUUCCAGGACUCCCGGACAACCCCCUCUUCGUCGUAUUCCGGAGGUUUUCGAUUGUUGGUUCGAAUCUGGAUCUAUGCCGUUUGCUCAGCAGCAUUACCCAUUUAAGAACGUUAAGGAAUUCGAUGAGUACUUCCCUGCAGAUUUCAUAGGGGAGGGAAUUGAUCAAACGCGAGGUUGGUUCUACACCCUCUUGGUAAUUUCAACCGCGUUAUUUGGUAAGGCGCCAUUUAAAAACCUAAUCGCGAACGGUUUAGUUCUGGCAAGUGAUGGACAAAAAAUGUCAAAACGUAAAAAAAAUUAUCCCGACCCAUUGGAGAUUGUCUCAAAAUAUGGCGCUGACGCUUUGCGUUUGUAUCUCAUCAAUUCACCCGUCGUGCGCGCUGAAAACUUGCGCUUUAAAGAGGAGGGCGUUCGCGAUGUUAUCAAAGAUGUAUUUUUGCCUUGGUACAACGCUUUCCGUUUUCUUAUGCAGAACAUUGAGGUCUACAUUCAAGAAAAUAACGCCCCCUUUCAUUACGAUGAAUCAAGACUUUCCCAGGUCAACAAUAUCAUGGAUAAGUGGAUAUUAUCAUUUACACAGUCACUAUUGGACUAUGUUCGUAAAGAAAUGGCCUUAUACCACCUAUACAAUGUUAUUCCUCGAUUAACAAAAUUCAUUCAACAUUUAACAAAUUGGUACGUCCGCAUGAACAGAAAACGCUUAAAGGGCAAGGACGGCAAAGAAGACUGUAUGUUAGCGCUAACCACUCUAUUUAACGUCCUAUUUAAUAUUAUAAAACUAAUGGCGCCGUUCGCUCCAUUCCUAGCCGAGCAUAUGUAUCAGUAUCUUAAAACUUUAACCGAUACCAAGUCAGAUAGUGUACACUAUCUCAUGCUACCCGAAGUCGUCGAGUCUCUAAUCGAUACAAAAAUUGAAAGGGCGGUAUUGCGCAUGCAAUCUGUAAUCGAAUUAGGACGUAUUUUACGUGAUCGCAAAACUAUUCCAAUUAAAUACCCCGUACCAGAAAUCGUAGUCGUCCAUCAAGACCAGGAAUACGUGGAUGAUAUUAAAUUAUUAGAAUUGUACGUUCUUAGUGAAUUAAACGUACGAGCACUGACAUUAACGACUGAUAAGAGUAGAUUCGGUAUUACGUUACGCGCCGAGCCCGACUUUAAGAUUUUGGGUUUGAGGCUUAAGCAAGAUUUGAAAGCGGUAACCACCGCAAUUAAAUCACUUACUGAUGCCGAGAUCAAUGAUACAGUUAAACGAGGUUAUGUAGAUAUUUUAGGGAAGCGUAUCGAGUUAUCCGAGAUUAAACUCAUUUUUAAGGCUGAUGACGUCACUUCGCAUAAAUACGAAGUUUUGAGCGAUAACGAUGUUUUGGUUCUGUUGGAUCUGACACCAGACAGCUCAAUGCAACAGGAGGGGGUUGCCCGCGAAAUUAUAAAUCGCAUCCAGAAGUUGCGUAAGAAGGCUCAUUUGGUACCGACUGAUGAAAUAAGCGUAAUCUACAAGGCGGCUGGAGAUCUUGCACAAGUUGCGUCUGAUUACAAAGAAUUUAUUGAAACUGCGAUUCAAGCUACAUUUAGCCUCGACGGGCAUGGAGCACAGAAUAACGCUGUGAUUAUUGAGGAAAAGCAGCAGCUGAAAGGAAACGAUUUGCACCUGAUUUUAAAAGGUACGAAGAAGGUUUCUAGUAAUAACGUAGAAGGUCCCUUUGUAAAUUGGUUGAACAUCGAAUUGUAUAGGGUAGACUCCGUUUAUGGAAAUGAUUACAGAAAAGGAAUGGUAUUAAUUCCCAAAGGUACCAUUUCAAUAACGGACUUAAAGAACGAAAUUUCCACAUUAUUUGGUUUGUACUCAAAUUUUGACUUGUGGAGCACUAACGGCUUAAUUCUUAAUGACGCGUCUUUAAAUAAAUUAAAAAAUACUACUAUUUACGUUACGCAUGUUGGAUGUAAGUUGCAUGAAAAGAUCACAGAGUCAAAACCAUUUUGUAAAUUUGUUAAUUUCAAAGAAAACGGCGUGCAAGGGACCCUCCUAUUGGAAAAUCCAAGUGGCAUUGUUACUUUACAAGAGCAACAGUAUAAAGAUGUGACUGCCAUCUGGCAGAAAAACACUCAUUAGUCAUUACACAGAAAUGUUUCAAUAAAGCUGUUACGAUAUU